Messenger RNA from Dipodomys ordii (Ord's kangaroo rat), 808 nucleotides. It is a transcript of the gene Myf5, whose product is annotated as myogenic factor 5. NCBI's taxonomy places the organism in Eukaryota, Metazoa, Chordata, Mammalia, Rodentia, Heteromyidae. The coding region runs from base 36 to 803 and encodes 255 amino acids. The transcript has 3 exons. Gene Ontology annotation, molecular function: protein dimerization activity; RNA polymerase II cis-regulatory region sequence-specific DNA binding; DNA-binding transcription factor activity, RNA polymerase II-specific. The record is from RefSeq and is a predicted model, not a curated record. Gene Ontology annotation, biological process: positive regulation of myoblast differentiation; regulation of transcription by RNA polymerase II; muscle organ development.
CUGCCGUCCAGGUAGCGUGCUUGGCUCUCGGCAGCAUGGACAUGAUGGAUGGCUGCCAGUUCUCCCCAUCUGAGUACUUUUACGAUGGCUCCUGUAUCCCGUCUCCCGAGGGCGAGUUUGGAGAUGAGUUCGAGGCUCGUAUGGCCGCCUUUGGGACCCACAAAGCAGACUUGCGGGGCUCAGAUGAGGAAGAACACGUCCGAGUGCCCACCGGCCACCACCAGGCUGGUCACUGCCUCAUGUGGGCCUGCAAAGCUUGCAAGAGGAAGUCCACCAGCAUGGAUCGGAGGAAGGCCGCCACCAUGCGCGAGCGGAGACGCCUGAAGAAGGUCAACCAGGCUUUCGAGACGCUCAAGAGGUGCACCACAACCAACCCCAAUCAGAGGUUACCCAAGGUGGAGAUCCUCAGAAAUGCCAUUCGCUACAUCGAGAACCUGCAGGACUUGCUGAGGGAGCAGGUGGAGAAUUACUACAGCUUGCCUGAACAGAGCUGCUCGGAGCCCAACAGCCCCACUUCCAACUGCUCUGAUGGCAUGCCUGAAUGUAACAGUCCUAUCUGGUCUAGAAAGAGCAGCAGUUUUGACAGCGUCUACUGCCCUGAUGUAUCAAAUGUAUAUGCCACAGAUAAAAGCUCCUUAUCCAGCCUGGAUUGUUUGUCCAGCAUAGUGGACCGGAUCACUUGCACAGAACAACCUGGGUUGUCUCUCCAGGAACCGACAUUGCUCUCCCCUGUUGCCAGCACCGAUUCACAGCCUGCAACUCCAGGAGCCUCUAGUUCCAGGCUCAUCUAUCAUGUGCUAUGAACUAA